CUUUUUUAACUCUAUUUGUUUUUUAGGGUUUUAGAGAUAAUGGGAGAGAGAACCGACGACGGUGAACAGAAAAUGGAGGAAGUGCUGUUGCCUGGAUUUAGGUUUCAUCCAACCGACGAAGAGCUCGUAAGCUUCUACUUGAAGCGGAAGGUUCAACACAAUCCUCUCUCCAUAGAGCUCAUAAGACAGCUUGAUAUCUACAAAUACGACCCCUGGGAUCUUCCAAAGUUUGCGAUGACGGGCGAGAAAGAAUGGUACUUUUAUUGUCCGAGGGACAGGAAGUAUCGGAACAGCUCGAGGCCAAACCGAGUGACAGGAGCUGGUUUCUGGAAAGCUACGGGAACAGACCGGCCUAUAUACUCGUCGGAGGGAAACAAAUGCAUAGGUUUAAAGAAGUCCUUAGUGUUCUACAAAGGAAGAGCUGCAAAAGGAGUUAAGACUGAUUGGAUGAUGCAUGAGUUUCGUUUGCCUUCUCUCUCCGAACCAUCUCCUCCUUCUAAGAGAUUCUUCGACUCUCCUGUCUCUCCCAAUGAUUCAUGGGCUAUAUGCAGAAUCUUUAAAAAGACAAGCACAACGACCCUAAGAGCUCUCUCUCACUCCUUUGUUUCCUCGUUACCACCAGAGACAAGUUCCGACACAAUGUCCGACCAAAAGCCAUCAAACACAUACCAUUUCUCUUCAGACAAGAUCCUCAAAACUAGCUCUCCCUUCCAGUUUCACCAUGAGAAUAUGAACACUCCCAAAACUAGUAAUAGUACAACUCCUUCCGUUGCUACUAUAAGUCCCUUCUCUUACUUGGACUUCACUUCGUACGACAAACCCACCAGCAUUUUCAGUCCGGUUUCAUGUUUAGAACAACAAUACCUAACAAAUCUCUUUCUUUCCACACAAGAAACACAACCUCAGUUUCCUAGGCCUACCUUGUCUAACGAAAUCCCAUCGUUUCUGCUAAACACGUCAUCAAAUUCGACCUUCUUGGGAAUGGGAGAAUACACAAGCCAUAUCGAUCUCAGCGCGGUGUUGGCACAAGAGGAAUGUCCUGCGCUUGUAAGCCUACCACAGGAGUUUCAAGAGAAGGGAUUCGAAGGAAAUGGCAUAAUGAAGAACAUGCGUGGUUCCAAUGAAGAUCAUCAUGGUCAUUGUGACACACUUCGGUAUGAUGUUUUCACUUCAACACCUGAUGAGAAUCAUCAGCAUCAUCAAGGCCUGAAACAGAACAUGACGUUGCUGGAGAGUUAUUAUUCAUCUUUAUCGUCCAUUAGUGGUGAUUUGCCAGCUUGUUUCUCCACAACUUGAUGGAUGUGGAUAAUUAGCAGUCUUUCUCUACCUUCUUGG
Messenger RNA from Capsella rubella, 1335 nucleotides. Its product is annotated as protein FEZ. Lineage: Eukaryota; Viridiplantae; Streptophyta; Magnoliopsida; Brassicales; Brassicaceae. Gene Ontology annotation, molecular function: DNA binding. Gene Ontology annotation, biological process: regulation of DNA-templated transcription. The transcript has 3 exons. Bases 40 to 1296 code for a protein of 418 amino acids. The record is from RefSeq and is a predicted model, not a curated record.